Messenger RNA from Rhagoletis zephyria (snowberry fruit fly), 894 nucleotides. RefSeq names its product lysozyme-like. The record is from RefSeq and is a predicted model, not a curated record. NCBI's taxonomy places the organism in Eukaryota, Metazoa, Arthropoda, Insecta, Diptera, Tephritidae. Gene Ontology annotation, molecular function: lysozyme activity.
UUGCAAACAUUUCGUGUUGCUGCUUCAGUUGCUUGAAAAACGCGAUCGUGUGAAGUACGUAAAAAACUGCUAACGGAAUAGAGCAUUAAAAUCAGUCGACGUCAGCUUAAGUGCAGAGUUUUUAAAUUAACUGUAUACGUUGGUUGCUAACACGCACAUAUACAUACAUACGUAAUUAACAAAAGUUUAAAUAAGUUAGAAGAAAACUUUUGAAAACAAUGGCCAACACAUUCUACGGUAAAUUGGCUAUCGCUGCGCUGCUUUGUGUGGGUUUUGCUUUGCUGAUCAACGCUCAGGAUAAACCAGUCACCGAUGUUUGCCUGGGUUGUAUUUGUGAAGCGAUUAGCGGCUGCAAUCGCACAGCCACUUGCACUGGCGGCAUAUGUGGUCUGUUUCGCAUCACUUGGCCCUACUGGGCUGAUGGUGGCAAGCAGACAUUGAACGGCGAAUCACCAGAAUCGGAGUCCGCCUACGCCAACUGCGUCAACGAUCCCUACUGCGCUGCCGACACCAUACAAAAUUACAUGACCAAAUAUGCGCAGGAUUGUAAUGGUGACAGUCAAGUCGAUUGCUAUGAUUAUGCGGCUAUACACAAGUUGGGAGGCUAUGGUUGCAAGGGCGAAUUGGGCUAUAAUUAUCUGAAUACAUUGUCGAAUUGCUUGAGCCUGUUUCAGGGUUAAGUGAGCAAAAGAGGAUGCAGAGACGGCUGUUGAAGUGGAACGCCGCAAGCUACAUAAUAAUUUUUGCUCUGUCUUUAUAUAGCAUUACGUUGUUUUUUGUUGCAUUCAACGAGAUGCAUUACUGUAAUACUGGAUCUGAAACUUAUUAAUUUUUAAUUUAAAAUUACUUUUAUGAAAACCGAUUAUAAUAUUAAUAAAUAUUAUUUUAAAUUUA